This is a messenger RNA of Echinostoma caproni, 807 nucleotides long. The record is from the annotation of a GenBank genome assembly. NCBI's taxonomy places the organism in Eukaryota, Metazoa, Platyhelminthes, Trematoda, Plagiorchiida, Echinostomatidae.
AUGUGCUCUAUAGGAAUGGUUAUACAAUUAAAACAAGCCAAAGAUCCCAUCGCAUUUCGCGGACUUAAUAAGUAUGUUAAUUUCUCUACGAAACUGGCUCUGGCAGAGGCUCGAAUUCAGUUCAUUGACGAAUGUGUUACCAAAUCGGUAUUUCCGAAACAGUAUUGGACAUUGUUGAGGAGAAAUCGUGUGAAGAUACGCAGUGCGACCCUUCGCCGUCUCGCUGUCAAUGAGCGUGACACGUUGUGUAAUCAUCUUGUGGAUUUAGAACGAAAUUAUGUGACUUCUGCAUGUGCGUUGGAUAAUCUUUCACCGAUUGAGAGAAAAUCUUUCAAGGAUUAUGUUCAGUCGAUCGUGGCUAAGCAAGUUGAACGCAUCCAAACCAUACUACGUCGGCGACUUAACCAUGUCAAGCCCGUGGGUGAGCUUUCUGUCAACCCUGAACAGUACGUUCAUAAUCUAUCAUGUGUAAAUCUGGACAAAAUGCUGUUAGAAGUAUUGUCUCCAGGACCAGUUUUUUAUCCUAAUGGCAGAUCUAAGCAACUUGAUGUUGAGGUGGAGUUUAAAAAUCUCUAUGCACAAUUUUCUGUUCUCGUUCCCCCGUCGAAGUUGGAUUUGGAAAAGCUGAAAUCAACCUUAGUCAAUGCAUGCUAUCAACAUCAGAGUGUGAAAGUAAAAAGAAGUGAACUAGUGACAUCGGAGCAUCUCAAACGACUCAAAGACCUGCAGAAAAACAGAGAAAUCAUGAUAUACAAGCCCGACAAAGAGGCGCGGAUCGUGCUUCUGAACCGCACAGAUUAUGUAUAA